Periconia digitata is the source of this 1998-nucleotide messenger RNA. NCBI's taxonomy places the organism in Eukaryota, Fungi, Ascomycota, Dothideomycetes, Pleosporales, Periconiaceae. The record is from the annotation of a GenBank genome assembly.
CAGCAACACUCUUCUCCCUCGAUAUGCAGACGGAUCUAUCAGGCAGUCAUCGUACAGCAGACGCAACCGGCCCCAGAAGAGAAACGGAAAGAAUGCAGACAGCGCGAAACGACUUGAUGGCGACAGAGCUCCUGGCGAACUCGCAGCAUGACCCCGCGACACCAAAAUCAUUUCGCAGGGACUGAUGAGCCCUGGGAGACUCCGCAGUAUCAAGUCCGAGAUACCAUACGCGCACAGCAGUAUUGCAUAAUGUCGCUUGAUUGAGCCGGAAAGAUCGGCUUCAAAGCCGCUCCGUCCACAGACAAAGGUGUGUUUUUCAUCAUAUCGCAUUCCCGAGAUGUCCAUAGAGUCUAUUGGCGACUAAAAAGAGAUCAUUAAUCGCGCAGCAGACUUUAGGAUAAUUCAAUCGACGAGGAGUAGGAGCACGACACCAAGCGUGUCCAGUCGCACGAGAAUACCCAUGUCACUGUUAUCCGCUGUUUGACGAGCGAUAAAAGGUGCAUACGACGAAAGGACUGUAUACUACAGCCGGCGCCGAACACAUACAUUUCACCUACGAUUUGUGGGAAACGCCGAGGCACAGAAGAGGCCCAAAAGACGCACAAACCGAUAGUAUCUGCUACAAGUAGUUCAAGCUACCCCCUUAUGCGCCGAUGAAAAAAGCAGGUACGUCUCAAGUGGCAAUAUUGAUGGCACCCACAGGCGAAACCGACAGUCAUACACCCAGUACUUGUCGAUGGCACCCACCCCUCGUAAAUAUGACUGAACAGAUUGAAGCAGAACAAAGUAACAUCACAGAAACUCAUCACUCAUAAUACGUCUCUUCAACGUCGGUCGGAAUCUGAAUCUCCACACCAUCCAAUUUCCCAAAACACCUCGAAUCUUUCCCACGCAGACGCCACAACCACUGCCCUGACAACUAAACCAGCUCGCAACCCUGACACCGUACCUUAGAGAUUGGCAGUAUGUUUGUAUCUGGUUUUAACGUCUAAGUUUGAUCAGUCUCUUACAACGUAUAUACCUGGUACAAAAAAGCAUAUGAAGAGGAGCAGAUAACCCGACUCAGCGGUACUUGGCGUUUAAGUAAUCGACCGAUGAACAUAAACAAGAAAAAGUCAAAUUUUCGCAAUUCACGUAGUGGUGAACGGCACAGGAAAGUCAACCGUGACUGAAUGUUGAUAUUGUAACGAUUACACCGCUAAAAAGGAGAAAACAGAGAUCUGGCGCGCUGCCGAUGCGACCCCCACGACGCCCUGUCCCAGUACACUCUUCUCUCCACCCCACCCGAAUGAUAGCUCUAUGUCCGCGUUUCAUGUCCAAUGCAGGUUCUCGCGCUACGCUGAAUAACAAACAAUGGGAGCAGACACAAUAUCUCCAUACCGAAAAAGCAAUCAUUCCGGCGCGGCCUGCAUAUGGUACAACAAGUGUUGUUUUCGACACUGAACAGCCGUACAAAAUAUACCCACCAAGAGUUCUAUCACUUCUGAGCAAUCUCAAUGUGUGUAUUUGGGGAUUUGAGCUGAGGUAGGUAGAGAAGUCUGCCUCAUCAUGCUCACGCCCACGUAGCAGAAAAACCAACGGCGAUUCAUUCUCAGAGCCUAUUCCCCCCAUUUCAGCAAUAGGCUUCUAUACUGUACUCUUGUCUCUAAUUCCCAUCGCUCCCUCGCGGCGAUAUCCUAAGAACCCCCUCCCGCCGCAGCGGCCAAACAGUUGACAUGCUUUACAAAAAACUGACGAACGAUGGCCUCGACGGUGUGGAAGCCUGGAAGAGGAAGCAUAGACUCCUUGUGUCUGACCUAUUGCUAUAAUUGGGAAUGGAUGACAGACCGGCCGCCGCGAUGACAGCAGCAUGGGGUGUCUUGGUAAUCCAACCCGGCGCGCAAGGGUCGUAAAGUUCUUCAAGACCGCCGGGCACUGCCAUGCAGCCAACAGCAACUUAAAAGUGUACAGACGCCGUUCCAGCAAACACAUAAUGGUAGAAUAAAGCAAGCAUGUUCC